ACUGCCGUCCUCCUCUCAAAGCCCAAAGUGAAUCUCUCUGCACUGCCCACCUUUUCUCUCAGUCAUACACUCUCCCCCUCUCUCUAACACACCUCUCCUCUUCCCUCUCCGAAACCCUCCAGGUUUCUUUUCCUCUCAAGCCGCCUUUUGCAAGGAGCAGUUGACCAGCAUUGCAGAGAGGCUCUCAGGAAACAGAAGACCAAGCAACAGAAGGGGCAAGUGGACAGACAAAACCAAUACGUCUAGACCAGAGGUGUCAGUAUGUGCUGUGUGAACUUCCUGUUGGUGUGGAGCUGUCUCCUGGUCCUGCACCCUGCAGUAUGGGGUGCCCCGAGCCAGUGCCCCAGCCAGUGCCACUGCCAUGGCGACCUGCAGCACGUCAUCUGUGACAACGUGGGGUUGAAGAAGAUCCCACGGGUGUCCGAGGCCACGCGGCUGCUGAACCUCCAGAGGAACAACCUGGGCAGCCUUCCCAUGGGCUCCUUCAACGACAUGAAGGGGCUCAUCUCCCUGCACUUGCAGCACUGCCAGAUCCGAGAGAUCGGUGGCCAGGCCUUCAAGGGGCUCAAGAAGCUCAUCUACCUCUACCUGUCCAACAAUGAGAUCAGCAACAUCAAGCCAGGUGCCUUUGAGGACCUCGGUGAGCUCACCUACCUCUACCUGGAUGGCAACCGCAUCAGUGACCUGCCCAAGGGCAUCUUCUCACCCAUGAUAAACCUCUUCAUUCUGCAACUGAACGACAACAAGCUGCGUGACCUGCGUCCGGGGACCUUCACCGGAGCCAAGGAUCUGCGCUGGCUGCACAUGAGCGGGAACGAGCUGAGCUCGCUGCAGCCAGGCUCUCUGGACGAUGUGGAGAACCUGGCCAUCCUGCACCUGGACGGGAACAAGCUGUCCACGUACCCCUCUGCAGCCAUGAGCAAGCUCCGAGUGGUGGAAGAGCUCACCCUGGCUAGGAACCCCCUCCGCAACAUCCCCGACAACGCCUUCCAGAGCUUCGGACGCUACAUGGAGAAGCUGCAUCUGGACAACAUGGGCUUGGAGAAGUUCUCUGAGGGUGCUUUCAGCGGAGUGACAGCCAUCAAAUCUCUGAACCUGGACAACAACAAGCUCAAGAAUCUCCCUAAAAGCCUGGAGUUUGUCACCAUCACCAACCUUACUAUCUCCAACAACCCCUGGGGCUGCACCUGCCAGCUGGCUCCUCUGCGCAGGUGGAUGGACUCUAGCCGCCAACGCCCAGAUGCACUGUGUGCUUCUCCUUCCCACCAAAGAGGCAAGCAAAUUCGAGACAGCUCUGCCUUCAGCAGCUGCAAAGUCAAGACAAAGAGAGACAAGAAGGGGACACGCCAUUAAACAGGAGAUCUGACCUAGGAGGGGAGAUGCUAUGGGAUGCCUGUCCAGGUGACAGGAUGAUGCGGAGCAAGCAGAGGAAGACAGCAAUGCUAACUGUUACUUCAAGACUGUCCAUCUAAUCACUUGCCAAAUAAGAUGCAUUCAUAAACACACACAAAUAACAGCACAUAUACUGUUUAUAAAUAUAUAUGUAUAAACAUAAGACAUAAAUUACAACAAAAUAUAUUUUAUCAAUAAAAACACACAAUUAUCUUAUCUCUCCACAGCUGAGAAAUUUGUCAAGUUUCCCACAAUCAACACUCCUCUAUCAUUGCUGUGUCAAUUUUACACCCUCAACUCUCAGGAUCCAACAAUAUGCUGCCAUGACAACAACCCCCCCCACCCACCCACCCACAUACAAACCUAA
This is a messenger RNA of Osmerus eperlanus (European smelt), 1759 nucleotides long. RefSeq names its product chondroadherin (gene chad). Gene Ontology annotation, molecular function: protein binding. Lineage: Eukaryota; Metazoa; Chordata; Actinopteri; Osmeriformes; Osmeridae. The transcript has 4 exons. Bases 262 to 1353 code for a protein of 363 amino acids. The record is from RefSeq and is a predicted model, not a curated record.